Volvox carteri f. nagariensis is the source of this 2944-nucleotide messenger RNA. RefSeq lists its product as uncharacterized. The coding region runs from base 1 to 1563 and encodes 520 amino acids. Lineage: Eukaryota; Viridiplantae; Chlorophyta; Chlorophyceae; Chlamydomonadales; Volvocaceae. The record is from RefSeq and is a predicted model, not a curated record. The transcript is spliced from 7 exons.
AUGGGUUACCCAGAGUCCUGUACUCAAGGCCCCGGACUACAAACCCAAGGGUAUCUGGCUCCGACGGACAAGGCACGGCGUGCCGAAGCAGAUGGACGUGCUCGCAGGGUUUACAACGCGCUGGCUAAGCCUGCUGCACCCGCUUGGGGGGCAGCUGAGUUCCCACUUUUGCACCGCGAUGGUUCCGCUCAAGCUACGUCAAAGAGUCCAAGGGCGCUAACACGCAAGCAGAAAGCUUCAAAGCCCUCGUUGGGCCUUAAACUCCAGAUCCUGGAACAACUGGCGGAAGAUCGCGCCCGUCUGGCACUGCGGUUACAAGCCGUAGAGGCGGCCUGCAACGCGGCCCUGGCAGCGCACUCUUCCACAGGCACCUCGGAAACCAGCAGCACUGCGGGAUCGUCCACCAGCGACGUGACGGGGCAUUACAAGGCCCAACCCCCUGGGGGCGGCUACCCAGCGGCCUGCUUGGAGCGAACACCACUACGGCCCCAGACGCCGCCGACCACCAUGAAGCGACGUCCUUGCGCCGCCGCGCCUGCCGCAGCCGCUACGGAGCCGGUACAACCUUCACCAACAUCCGCUGUUCGCCAAGCCUCAAAUACAGCCCAGCAGCAGCCUAUAGCCGCUGCUCGGUUGCCAUUGGGUUCUUCCUCCACACCUACGCUUCUUCGAACAGCAUCAGGACAACCCGUCGCUGUUCUGCCCCAUGCUGGUGCCACUGGUGAAUCAGCUGUCACGUCGGCGGGGCGACCGCAUCCACCGCUGCCACCAUCGUCGCCACCGCCUUCCGAACGAGAUCCCGGCUUUGGGUCCCGAAGGAGGCUCCAGCAGGAGGACGCACCUUUCCAUGGUGCGGUCAGGAGUGGCAUCAAAAAGCCGUGCCAUAGCGUUGCGUCGAAGGAGACGAAGGGAGCGGCUGCAUCCCCGGUGCGGAGCAAGGUGGACGUGACGUCUGAGACGCCGGGGGGCCCAACAGGCACGGCGGCGGCGGGGCAGCGGCCGGCGGCGUUGGACGUUCCGGGGUGCGCCCGGGGGUUGCGCCCCAGUGUAGUGUCCUCAGUGUCCUCAGCUUCCGGGACAGCGGUCUCGGCUGCAGCUCCCUGGGCGGUCGCUGCGGUGGUCACACCGGCGCUCAGUGAGGCAUCACUAAGGCUUUCUUGGCAGGACCCCCUGGACCUGGUGGCCCCCAGUUCGCUGUGCAAGUUUGCAUGUAAGCUUGGAUCUAGUAGCUGGGGCUGCUGCUUUGCAAACGGGGCGGCCACUGGUGAAGGUUCUGACGUCCGCCGUGUCUCAAUUACGCAAACACACACACUGCCACGCGCACUCAAUGCCCCGAUGCACGUGACGGGACGUGGCCGCGCAACAGAGAGCCGUUCUGGGCACAGCCACAUCAGCAGGCAGCGCCCGAUGCCCGGCUAUUGGGACACAGAGAACGACUCUACGUGGGGAUGGCGGAACUGCAGGCGGAGUUGUAUAGUUCAUGGCGCGCGCUGUUGGACAGCGGGGCCAUUUAGGGCCCCUAGGGCUCCGAGAUUGAUUUGUGUGGGGCCAGUAUUCGUGUAAUAAGUUUCAUGUAUCGUCAUAGCCAUUGCAAGUCUUAGCCUAAGAACCAUUUAUUUUUUCACAUUUGUAGGCCCAGACGAACCGUCUUUAGGCACAUAAGUAUGACAAUGUUCCGAUGGAGCCCACCCCCCCGAUCAGGACAUGGAGAUACCGAGGGGGUGGUUUUGAGUAGAUUGUAAUCCACGUAUGUGGAGCGAUAACUUACGAGAGCGAAUGAAUUUCAGCGCUUGCAUAAGGCAAAUAUUUCUUGGCAAGCUGCUUUGAAUUUUUGUACUGGAGUUUUGCUUGCGUCGCGGUGUUGGAUGGUCGUUGGCGGGUUCUGGUACGACAUUACUGAGCAUUGCACGGAAGGGCCAGGAGUACAUCAGGUGCAGGAGGCAAUAGGGCAAGGAAGGCCGUACAGUAUACAUCGCCCUGUCCCUCAUCUGUACAUGAGGCUUGUUCCGUUCUUGAAGCCUUUCUUCUGGAAAGUUCUUAUGAUUGAAUAAUACCCGCGAGACAUUUCAUCCCAAACGCAAUUUACUGCACGUGUCCAUCCCAUCAUACAUAUUUGCUAUUUGCCCACGGGAGUUAUUCCACGUCGGCUGUCGGCACCGCCGUUGCCGUUGCGACCUUCACCGCCGUUAUCAUGGCCCCAUGCUUCAUCUCCAAAUGAAUAAGCUCAACCCUCAACAGCACUGAGCUGCACCUCCCAUCUCCACUACCAUUCCAGGGGCCUGCCGAAUAACCGUAGCAACGACAACAGCAACAACACAUACGAGAUACGAAUGUAUGCCUCAUCACGUCGUACAGAAGUGAGAGGGGCCGCGAAGGCAGAGCGCCUCCGAAUCUUGACACAGAUGCACUGCCAGCCCACCGCCCUCUACCGCGAGUUCCUUUCCUGUUCCGGUGCUGUGUGCCACAGGCCACCUUCCCCACCUUCCCCCAGGAAGGACGCGGAAAACCCCUGACGACUGUCCUACUGCACAUGAUACUCCGGACAUACCGCCACAUAGCCAACUCACGAAUAACACGCGACGUACAAAGGUUGCAUCGUCCCGGCUGCAUACUGCCGUACCCCGGCCCCCGGGUGGUCGGGCAUCGCACCACCGGGGUGUGCUGUGCUGCACAAGAUCGCUUUCGAACACGUUCUAUGCUCCCUGUGUCAGCGACGGAUGCGAACUCCCUAGCUGAGCAAGCAAGGAAGCCAGCAAGCAAGCAAGUUCACAGGGCGAGAACUCCUGCAUUGGCGGCCAAACACGCAGCUACAGACCCUAUCCCGCUAUUUGCAAACACCCCCUUCCCUCUUCUCCCGCAGCUUACACGCCACCACAGCCACCCGCCCUGAGGGACCACACCACACAACAAACGGGAUAUUUCAAACCACCAAUCGAUGCCAACA